Messenger RNA from Strongyloides ratti, 300 nucleotides. RefSeq lists its product as hypothetical. NCBI's taxonomy places the organism in Eukaryota, Metazoa, Nematoda, Chromadorea, Rhabditida, Strongyloididae. The record is from RefSeq and is a predicted model, not a curated record. The transcript is spliced from 2 exons. Bases 1 to 300 code for a protein of 99 amino acids.
AUGAUGUCACAUUCUAAGGGUUUACUGGUAUUCAUUGCUUCUUUGAUUAUUCUCCUUUUUACUGAUGUUAAAGGUAAUUCAAUUAACAAGGCUGAUAAAGAAAAUUAUGUUAACGCUUUUUAUAGUGAUCCUGAAUUUUCUGCUUUUGUCCCCGUACCAGAACAAUAUAUGAAAAGAAAGCCAUUAAAAAGUAGUGAAAGUAAUUAUUUAUUACGUUUUGGAAGAAGUAAUGAACGACCUGGAGAUUUAGAGAGAUUUCUUCAAAUGGAUGUUCAAAUACCUGUAUUUCGCUUUGGUUAA